This is a messenger RNA of Siniperca chuatsi (mandarin fish), 1173 nucleotides long. RefSeq names its product transcription factor HES-5-like. Gene Ontology annotation, molecular function: protein dimerization activity; RNA polymerase II cis-regulatory region sequence-specific DNA binding; DNA-binding transcription factor activity, RNA polymerase II-specific. The coding region runs from base 163 to 639 and encodes 158 amino acids. Gene Ontology annotation, cellular component: nucleus. Lineage: Eukaryota; Metazoa; Chordata; Actinopteri; Centrarchiformes; Sinipercidae. Gene Ontology annotation, biological process: regulation of transcription by RNA polymerase II; regulation of neurogenesis; anterior/posterior pattern specification. The record is from RefSeq and is a predicted model, not a curated record. The transcript is spliced from 2 exons.
UUGUGUGUGCCUCGCCCACUGGCCUCAGAGUGUGGGAAAGCUAAUCCUGCCUGGGACUCAUGGCUUUGUAAUGCUAAUGUGGGCCUAUAAAUAGAGGCGAGGGAUCCUCAGUCACCUCACAGCUCACUCUGCUCUCCCACAGAAGCUCUGCACUCCAGCACAAUGGCUCCAGCCAACACCAGAGACUCUCCCGUCUCAAUGCUCUCCACCAAAGACAGACACAAACUGAGGAAACCAGCUGUGGAGAAGAUGCGCAGAGAUCGCAUCAACAGCUGCAUCGAGCAGCUCAAGGUCCUGCUGGAGAAGGAGUUCCACAAACAGGAUCCCAACGCCAAGCUGGAGAAGGCCGACGUCCUGGAGAUGACGGUGGUGUUCCUGAAGCAGCAGCUGCGGCCUCAGAGCCCGGCCGCUCGCACGGCUCACGGCGACGGCUACUCCCACUGCUGGAAGGAGACGCUGCACUUCCUGUCCGCCAGCUCCCUGAAGGAAGUGACCCUGCCGCACCUCCGGUACCUCCACGCUGCCCACAGAGCCGGCCAGGACGCCGGCCCCACGCCGGCCCUCUCCUCCCACAGCCACAUCCAGGCUGCGGUGAAGCAGCUGCCCAGCCCCGACAGAGCCGUGUGGAGGCCGUGGUAGAAGCUCCAUGAAACUCUGGAUCAACCCGAUGGAUGUUCACCAUCAUGGAGCCCGCAGGAGACUGACCUCCACAUCAUUUAUUCAACGGACCUUUCCUCUUUAUUAUUUUAUCCUGUUUUAAAGAAAGAUUUCUUCAUAUUGAAGAAAGUGUUUUUCUUGUUGACAGCGGCUCAGUUUGUGCUGUUGAAGAACUUUGACUUCAUGAAUCCUGUUUCCUCUGAGGAUUGUUUGUAGAGACGUUGUCUUCAUGUGGAUGUUUGCUGAGCUAACUGAAACCUCAUUAUCAUUCUCUUAGUGUGUUGAUGAUGUUGUAGUGCACUGAAUGCCUUUUGUAAAGGCGGUGUUGGGACCGCAGGUGUUCCAAAUGAGGCAUUAUUGUGCUGUGAAAUGAAGCGUAGACACUAUGUGUUUGCUCUAAUUACUUGUUAAAGUGAUUGAAUGUGAAAACAAGAACACUUUUCCUGAGGAAAAGUAAAAAUGAAAACUUGUAAUCUCAAAAGAGAAAUCUCAGAAUAAACAUUUUUUUGCAAACGA